Molecule: messenger RNA, 2390 nt
Organism: Cladocopium goreaui
Lineage: Eukaryota; Dinophyceae; Suessiales; Symbiodiniaceae
Source: the annotation of a GenBank genome assembly
GCAUUUUGCUCAAGUGGUCCGGUAAAAGGAUCAACAUCUGACGAGCGCAGUGCAAAACCUGUACUUGGGGAGGCCACCAUGCCGAUGCCUGCAAUGGAUGGCGAUGACGACAACAACAUGAUGAAUAUGGCCAACCUGGCCAACCCGGAUGUUCCCACCGAUUUGGACGUGGCUGCGAAGGUGGAGUCCCAAGCACGGCAACUCGCGGAGCAGGAACGACGCCUUCAAGACCUUGAACGGCGUCUCAGCGGUAUGGCCAUGGGUGGCGGUGCCAAAGAAGCCCAGAUCGUGGCUGUGGAGGACGUGAGCCCGACCGAUGGCAACAAUACCAACAGGGCAAGCAUGGGUAGAACCCCCGUGGACACCGCGACCUACGAAUUUGAACAUUCCAUGUGGGACGCCGCGUUGUUGGUGUUCGUGAGCCGUUCCAAUUUUGCAGACAUGGUCAUCCUGCUCACAGGCUGUACGUUGAACUUUGGCUUGCAGAUUGCCUUGUUGCUGACCAUCUUCAUGGACAUGAUCGAGAACAAGUACGAAGGUGCCAAGGUGAAGGAAAUGCUGCAAUACCGAGUGGAAAUAGGCCAUGCCUCGGCAAACUUUGACACAGGGAAAGGCCAAAGCCUGCUGCAAAAAUUGUGCGGCCUGGAUUUGUGGUCCUUUGAACAAGAGGAAUAUCAACUGAUGUAUGAUUACCUCUACAAGCCAGUGCCAGGCUUCGUCUUGAGCACCCUUGCCAUCAUCAUCUGGGUUUUGACCAUCAUGCGCGAGUACCGGCGUUGUAUCGAGCAAGCCAUGGCUGUGAUCCAUCUUCCAAUAGUGAGGAAUGGACCGGAAAUUGAGGAGGAUGGGGAGGAGUCCAUGGUCAUUGUGGGGAUCCACCCAGUCAAGAAGGUCAUGAUGCUGAUUUGCUUGAGCUUGUUUCGCCUGGGCGUGAUGUUUUUCCUGGGUGUCAUUGGAUGUCAAUACUUGGCGUGGACGGACGGCUUGGGAGACAUUGUCUUGAACGCUGUGGCACUCGCCUUCGUACUGGACGUGGACGAAUUGGUGGCGGAGGUCUUGCUGACAGAACGCUUGCGCUCAACGCUCAGCAAGUUGGAACCACUGAGCUGUGGAAAGAUCAUGAAGAAAGAUGUGAGAUGCAUCCCAAUGAAGGAUGUCAUUCGCUAUAUCAUCACUGUAGGCCUGAUCGUAUUUUCAGUGAUAUACUUCCUCAUGCCAUUCUACACCAGCAUCAAUGCCGCUUCUUUGGCCCUCUGCGGAGGCUACCAGGACUUCAGCUACACGGGUGGCACCUCUGAUAGCGCGAAAACCAUCAUCUUUCAGCCGUCCUCCUGGUUGGGAGACCCUUAUCUCACUGGCUGUGAUGAUACCAGCUAUGACGCAUACUUGCGGAAGUAUUACAAUGCAACACUGGGCACAGUGGCCACGAAUCGAACUCUCAUCGACUACAACCAACUAAGGCAAAAGGAGGUUUUGAACUUUGCCUUCGGCAACACGAGCAACCAGGAAAAGAAGUGCCCGGAAGGUCAAUUCUUGUCAAUUGCGGGUGAAGGGUCGGAGCGACAGUGCAUUAGCGUGCCAAGUGUGUUGAGACAGAAUAUGGGUAAGGAGAUUGAACCUGGCAAGGAUCCGAACAUGCCGAACUGUUCUCGUUUCACUUCGAAGAUGGAUUGCACAGUUGCGGGAACCAUGCUCCAGGACAUUCCCACGAGUGGGCAACACUGUCUUUGGACCUGGUUUGCUCAAACCUGCGAUGGAUCUCCAACUGACACGCACGUCUAUGAUCAAUCGUGUAAUCCGAACCAAAAUGAUGCCUUGGACGCGACCUGCAACAUGUGGGAAGAUGUCUUUAAGCUGACGAACCCCUUGUUUAAUUGCGACAGCAGGGUGUACUGCAGCAAUGAUCCGAUCUAUGACUGCCUGGCCAUGAAACUCUUCAUUGAAGUGGAGCUGAACCAAACCUCUUAUUGGGACCCUAAUUAUGAUGAUUCCAUCACAGAUGUGCAAGGCAGAUUCCUUGACGGGGUGACCACCGCCUUUGUCAACAUGGCGAGCGCCAAGCUCAAGAAGAAUUCGGUGACGCGUGAUGUGGUCCUGGACUCUUCGCAGGUUGACCUAUGCCAUCGGUGUCAAGAACUUGCAAUAUGCCAUCAAGCCCAAGGAGAUCUUGUCUUCUCAGGACUUUCAGACGUAUUUGACAGCGGAAGUUACCAAAUUGAACCUGCAAGACCCCAUGAGCGUGAGCAACGCCACCGUUGGUGGACCCACUUUCAGCACCACGCAGGAGCUCCAAAAUGAUAAUUAUUUUACAACUACUCACCCAGCUGGUUUCGAUGGUGGCAGUGGCUAUGGUGACGACGGCGCCGAUGACGGCGGCGCUGACGACGGCG